Akanthomyces muscarius is the source of this 1884-nucleotide messenger RNA. RefSeq lists its product as uncharacterized. Gene Ontology annotation, cellular component: nucleus. Gene Ontology annotation, molecular function: histone H4K20 methyltransferase activity; protein binding. NCBI's taxonomy places the organism in Eukaryota, Fungi, Ascomycota, Sordariomycetes, Hypocreales, Cordycipitaceae. The coding region runs from base 1 to 1884 and encodes 627 amino acids. The transcript is spliced from 2 exons. The record is from RefSeq and is a predicted model, not a curated record.
AUGCCUCCCUCAAAAAAGGCCCCGGCCAAACGCCACGUGCUGACACUCGCGCAACUCUCUGCAUACGACGAUAUUCUAACCGACGCCCUCGUGGACCAUGUGUUUUACUGGACCACAAUCCCUAAAAAUAGACCCUCCUACCACCCGUCCCGAGGCGUCGUCGAGGACACAAUUGCCAAAAUCCUGCAGGACGAAAUCGUCUUAAACAAGAACCCGGCGGCGGCAGAGGCGAAACUUCUAGCGACCGAUGGACUGCGCAGAUUCUCCGCCGCCCUCAAAACAGACAAGGAAAGGGAGGACUUUCGUCGCCAUCUACGACGCUACAUCAACAUCUACCUCCCCGACUGCCCAUGGGAGGUGAAUUCCACAAACCGAUACACCAUUGUAACUCAUGAAGCCAGCAUAACCGCACGACGACUUAUCCGCCGCAACGAAAGCAUCAAGUAUCUCUCAGGCAUGAAGGUCAACAUCACACCAGAGGAAGAGGAUUUGAUUGCCAAUCGCAAAAAGGACUUUAGCAUUGUGGUCAGCUCUCGGAGCAAACUGACCAGCCUAUUCAUGGGGCCUGCCCGGUUUGCAAACCACGAUUGCAACGCAAACGCCGCGCUCAUCACCACGAGUGCUGCGGGCAUUGAGAUUGUCGCCACCCGCAACAUUGCGCUUGGCGAGGAAAUUACAGUUACCUACGGAGACAAUUACUUUGGCGAAGACAAUUGUGAAUGUCUCUGCAAAACGUGCGAGGAUGGGUUCAGAAAUGGCUGGGCGGACGCCGAGGGCAAGCCGACAGUUACUGUGGACGAAGAAGGAAAGACGGAAACAUAUGUGCUGCGCAGGCGACGACGUGACGACAGCCUGUGUGAAUCAUCCCGGACGCCUUCAGUGACGCCAGUGAUGCGACCAAAAAUUCGCAAGACUCGGACGGCUUCCCGAUUCCUGGACAACGGCAACUCGACAUCCUCAGCACCCUCACCCGCGCCCGAUUCCACGCCGCGGACAGGCAAACGCACCUUUGAUGCCAUGGCUACGCCACCAGUAACACCGGCCAAAAAGCUCAAGCACACCGUCGAGCUCGUCGAUGCUGCUCGUGAAGCAUCGCGGGGUAGCUCCGUCAGCGACAGCAUCAGCUCAAGCCAAGACGGACCCCUUGAAACCGACGCCUCUUCGCCCGAGCCGUCUUCCGAUAAGCCCAGCUCAACUGGUCCACUAUCGCCAAAAUCCUCGCAGGGAGCUCCGUCACCGCAGAAGAUGGAUGAUCCUACCUGUAUUUCAGUUGUCAUCGAGCCCAGCCAGGAGGAUACUCUAGACAGCAUCACAGUGAGCAUCGAGCCCGUGGAUGAUGCGUACAAGGCGGAUGCUAUAAUCGCCCCGAAGCGCAAGUACCAGCGCAAGGUGUACAGAGAGCAAACGCCACCUACGAGAGUAAGAGCGGCCGGCGACUAUGUUCUCACGCCACUGCUGCUUUCUGAGCCUGCGAUGGCUUGGGUCAAGUGCGGAAUCUGCGUUACACCAUUUGUGCAGCAAAAUGCGUACUUUACGCGCGCAUCCUGCCCACGCUGCGAGAGGCACUCUAAAGUGUAUGGCUACAUGUGGCCAAAAACAGACAAAGAGGGUCCUCGGGAUAAGGAAGAGCGCGUGCUGGACCACCGGACUGUGCACCGCUUUUUGGAUUCUUACGACGAGAAGCGGGUUCGCGGGCGAAAGGGCGUUGAGUCGGAGGAGACAGAGGAAGAAGUUCCGUCGCGUGGCCGUAGUUUGAAGCGCAAGUCAUUAACCAAGCUAGCUGCAAAGCCGGCUGCCAAAGUUAGUGCUCGAUCAAGAGCGGAUAGUGAUGUUAGACGGAGCGGGCGCUCUCGGACCGUGAGCAGGAAGCUGGUUGACGAAUAA